Messenger RNA from Schistocerca serialis cubense, 2427 nucleotides. RefSeq lists its product as uncharacterized. Lineage: Eukaryota; Metazoa; Arthropoda; Insecta; Orthoptera; Acrididae. The record is from RefSeq and is a predicted model, not a curated record. The transcript has 4 exons. The coding region runs from base 1 to 2097 and encodes 698 amino acids.
AUGUUACCUGCAUACGCUUUGUGGGGGCAGUUAGUGAAAGCUGUGCUUCUACAGAAGUCUGAUCCACUGGCUUGUUCACCAGUCCGUCGUCUCCCGUCUUGUGCAGGACUGCAGGCCCAGGCGGCUGUUUUCCGGGGACGACUCUCCAGCUACUGGCGGGACUUGGCGCAGCUGCUCUCACUCGGUGCGACGCACGCCUCGCAGAUGUUGGUUCCCCUCGCAUUCGAACGAAUGGGUAACCACGCAAGUGAUCAGCAACUCCACGGUUGGAUUAAGGACAUGGAACGUGUGAAAGACAUGCUGCGCACGAAAUUAACCGGAUGUGUACAGGACUUGCAAUUCUCCAGCAAACAGGUGGAGCACUACGAGGUGGAAGAAGAUAAGGAGAGGCCAGGGCACUUGAUAAUCAGGCGGCCGCUGUUGAGUGUACGCCUGCUGCGCUAUCAGCCGUGGAACCUCUCCUUUCACGACGACUUCAGUGCGCUGUGCAAGGAGCGGCAGCCAGAGGCGUCGCAAAUGUUCAACCUCGCUGAUGAACUGUACGCCUUCCAUCGUGUCUACUGGUCCACUGCAGCUGAGCACACCGAUUCAUCCUACGAAGAUGAUGUCAAGAUUGUAGACGAGGAGUGGCAGCUGGAGGACAGAAGCCACGCUACGCUCUCCGUGGACACUGACUGCGUGCAGCUGUUGGUGAACGCCCUGGACCACCCCACGUGUCCGCUGGAAGACCUGCCACUGGAAGCCGUGAAGCAGCGCGAGCGGUGCCGCGAGCAGCUGUGGGACGACGUGGUGCAGAGGUCGCCCCACAUACCCGUCACCAGCUACCUGGCCUACACGCAGAGGGCAAACGUCAACCUCUGUCUGCUGGCCUGGAUGGCUGUCAACUCGUACGGCAUUUGUCAGGACGUCCCGUUCAGUAUGAUACAGUCCGUGCACGAUGCUCGCUGCUAUUUCGAUAGUCCUGACGAUCAAUCGUGUCUGCAGUCGAACGCUACAGACGCCAUCUGCUCUGUUUCCAGAGCUAUUCUGUUGCUAAAGUGUCGCGACUUUUCCUCCAUUAAGACUUCCCAUAAUUGUACGUUCAGUACGUUGGGAUCUCUAUGGUCCUAUAGUACGAGUAGUAUACUGGAUCAAAAGCUAACAGAACAAACACUGAACUACAAAAACAGUUUAACCAACGCCACCUUGAAAUACAAGGAUUUCAAAAUUGACAGCUUGAAGCCUUUAGAAAUGUCAUUUAUACUGAUAAAUAUCAUUUUCCGUUUUUCGACUGCCGGAGUAUACAUGUACCUUCCCCAGUUGCGCAACUUGCCUGGAAAGAUACUCUUGUCCUUUCAGAUCACGUGCAUAGUCCAGAUCCUGUGUUCUGAGGUCGUGUAUCGUAUGGCAGGCGUCCCUGACUUACCUACAGCAGUGCUGAUAGACAGCGCCCUCACACUUCUCAGCUGUUUCUGGCUGAACUCAUUCUGCUACCACAUGUACGCUUGUGUUCGCCAUCUCAGGCUUCCUAACCAGCUACUACCUGCUGAAGUAAGCCAGUUAUUCCGUCGUGAGGUGCUGUGCGUGUUUAUACCGUGGAGUAUAGUGUGUGUGGCAGCUGUUGCUUUGGAAAAGACGAGUAAAUAUUACCUGAUCUACAGUCGCAUAGUAGUCCUUGCAGGGAUUUCAGUGUCUGUGGGAUUCAAUUUCGUUUGUCUCGGACUGCUUGGAUACAUGUACCUACGUAAUCGGUGCUCCAUGCGGCAACUCGAAAUUGUUGAUAACAAGAAAUUUGCCUCAAAGAAGGAAUGUCUUUUUAUGUCAGUUAAGGCCAUUAUAUUAAGUGGAACAGGAAUUAUUAUUAGAAUUGGGUUCCACCAGGCUCAGGGAAUAGCGCAGGUAGUGUACUAUAUGCAUCUAGUUACGAUGGUGCAAGGACCAGUGCUCUUCGUCUGUUUCGUUUGCAAUGGAACGACGCUCCCCAUACUGAAGAACAGGAUACUUCUUUGGUGGAACCCAACCAACAUCCCUGCAGGUCUAGAGCUGUGUUCGGCAGCCGAGAGGAAUCUGGCCAGGAGAAACAAUGAACAGUCUCCCUUUUCAGAAUCCUCGCUGUAGCCUCCUUCAGUAUUUUUCGCAAAUAACUGUCUCCACACUACACUGCAUUAAACCCAGCAAUAAAAUGGACUCUACCUGGUAUGACAAUAUUAAAUGUCAUUAAAUCUCAUAUCGUACAGCCAGUACUUCUCUUUCCUAACGUCUCCUUCAUUUAUAACUGUGUGCUUAUUUGUGAGUGGUAGCCUCUGUCUACCUACUCUAAUGCACUGAGGCUACUCACUAAAAUUGUUGGGAAAUGCUUCGUGUAUACAAUAAGCUGCGUCAAUCACACGGCCUGUUAUAUACAAGGAAAACGCAGCACGUUGUCGGAGGAAUUCCCGUUCGUCAGUG